UUCGGUCGUACUUACCAUUAGGCAGUGUUUUUUUCUCUUAACAUGCCACUAUCGAAAAGCUGGCCUUAAAUAGUUAUAGAAAAGCCAAAAACUGUAGCGGGUACUAUGAAUCAAUUGCAUGUGAAUUUGAGCAUCCAGAGACGAGAAACGUACAAUAAUCUACCCACUGUUUCAGAUAGUAAUGUUAUAUGUAAAAUGUUGGAGACAUUUAAACUAUCGGGCUCACCACGUGUUCUGUUACUUCACCUAAGGUCACCAUUACAAGAUUUCGAUACAGAAAAUCUAUAGGACUUGCGCCGAUAUUUGAUUCGGCUAGAUAUUAA
Babjeviella inositovora NRRL Y-12698 is the source of this 323-nucleotide messenger RNA. RefSeq lists its product as uncharacterized. The transcript has a single exon. The coding region runs from base 106 to 288 and encodes 60 amino acids. NCBI's taxonomy places the organism in Eukaryota, Fungi, Ascomycota, Pichiomycetes, Serinales. The record is from RefSeq and is a predicted model, not a curated record.